Messenger RNA from Entrophospora sp. SA101, 3027 nucleotides. NCBI's taxonomy places the organism in Eukaryota, Fungi, Glomeromycota, Glomeromycetes, Entrophosporales, Entrophosporaceae. The record is from the annotation of a GenBank genome assembly.
AUGUCUUUAACAGAUCAUCAAACUGCCAUCGAAUUACACAAAUCUUCCGUGGAAUUAGAAACUCAACUUCGUUCUCUUUCAAAACACAAAUCUCCUUUUGACAAACAGAUUGCAACCUUACGUUCAAAAGAAGUCGAGGCAAACUUGUGGAAAUAUGUUUAUUACAAGGCUAUUGAGGAUUUCAGAAAGAAACUUCGUGCAAAUAAACUACCUCCUCGAAGGCUUACUACUGCAUUCCGGUCUUUUUUAUAUGAAGCAACAGGAUUUUAUUAUUUUUUUAUACAAAGACUUGCAAUUCAUUUUGAAUUAAGGCAAUUGUAUCCACUUAUCAAAAAAUACGGAUUGACCAUAGAUUAUAGUGAAGUAUCACCACAAUUAUACUCUGAUGAUAUUAAAAAACGAGCUAUAAUUAGCUGUCAUAAAAGUUUGAUUUUUCUUGGUGAUUUGGGUAAUCCUCAUAAUCAAUUAGCAGUUAUUGCUAAUUAUGAAUCUGAUAAUUUUUCAGCAGUUUAUCAUUAUUAUCGAAGUCUCGCUGUUAAGCACCCAUUUAUGACCGCUAAAGAUAAUAUUAGUUUAUUAUUCAACAAAGCAAUGAAAUCUACCAAUGACCAAUCUGACAUUUCAACGAAUGAAAGUAAUCAUCAUCAAGAAUACAACGGUUAUGAUAAUGGAAGGGGUGGAGUUGGUGGUGGCAGACGACGUUUCUCUAAUCAACGUCAAUCAGCCUCUUCAUUCACUUACUUGAACAAACCAAAAAUCAGCGAAAUUCUUAAUCCGUUCUUUAAUGAUUUUAUUAAGUUGCAUAGUGUUUUAUACUUGAGAGAUCAAUUGGAAUUGUAUCCCGAUUUGAAGAUGAAUGUUUUGAAUCAAUUAAAAGAGUAUAUACUUACACGUAUUUUGGAUUCUGAUCAAAUCCUUAAAAUUACAGCAAUAAACAUGUCAGCACUAUUUGUGAUUCGUUAUAUUAUAAAUGGAGAGAAUGGACAUAAUAAUGGUCCAAUAAUUACAACGGCAUACUCUCGAGCAUCUAAAAAGAUGCUUAUUGAGAAAUACGCAGUUUUAUUGGUUCUGGAUACGCUUAAAACUUUAUUGGACUUGUGCGUUUCUGAACUCGAGGAAGUUUCUAAUGAAAAAUCAAAUGAAAAUUAUGAUCAUGAUCAUAUGGGCGAGAAUAUUGCGGUUCAAAUCUUACCAGCACCUGUUAAAAGAAGUUUGCCAUCUUUACGUAUUGGUACCAAAUGGAUUCUUGCCAAUCUCCAAUAUUUAUCAUCGAUGACCAAUGAUAUUUCCAAAGAUUCCGAUGUGAAAGGAGAUUUAACAAAGAUAACUAUUUUUUGGGAAAAAUAUGCUAAAUUCAUGAAUUUGCUCGAGAAAUUGUUUCCUCAUGAAAAAGGAAUUCCACUUAGUGUACCAUUGAAAGAAGAUUUUGAAAUGAAUGGAUUUUAUAUAUUGAAAAAUUAUGUUUUUAUCAAUAACGAUCAAGUGAUGACACCGAGUCAAGAUGAACCUUUUGAAGAGUUUGAUAUGCGUAUAUAUGAUAUUUUUGUGGACGCAUGCAAAAUUACCGAAUCUGAGGUUUCCCAAUUAUUUCAUCUUAAUGGAGUUUUUAAUCAAGUAAUGACUUCAAUUGAUCAUCAAAAUGAAUUUUUUGAAAAAUAUGAUGCACGUAUUUAUGAUGUUUUUGAUAAUUCAUGUGAACUUGCAGAAUCUGAGCCAUGUUAUUUUAAUGAUGUUUUUAAUACCAAAAUACCAUCAGCUGAACUUGGGUCAGAUAUCAACAUUGUUGAUAACAAUCAUUUAUUAUCAUCUAAUAUUCCUAAUGGAUUGAAUCGAGAUAUAGUCAACAAUAAUGAUGGAGGCAACAAUAAUACCAAGAUCAACAAUCGUAAUAAUGUGGAUAGUAAGAUAUGCAUAAAGAAACGAGAGAACCUUAAACUUCGAGACGAAGACCUUGCGAAAGAAUACGGACUUGAUAGAAGUACAAUCACAAAAAUUUUAAAACAGAGAGAAAAGUGGUUGGCAAUCGACCCAAAUUCCAACUAUGCAAAACAAAAGACGCAGAAAUCACCCAAAUUCCCACAGAUUGAAGAUCAACUGGCUCAAUGGUUAGCUAGUCUUCCUAUGACACAUGGACCACCAAUAGCAACCCCUGAAAUAUCUUUACAAACCGUCAAUCCAACACAAUCGAUAACCGGUAAUCCCGUUUUAACACCAUCAGAGCAUUCAAAUUUCAACAAUACCAUGAAUUUAACUCCCAACUCAAAUUAUUCCCCAUCACCGUUAAAUACAUCAAGUCGAACAAACGGUGCAACUGGUUUAACAUUAAAUAAUGCUUCUAACUCUUCGUUUAUUGCGUUUGGGGCAUCGUCUCCCUCUCCUAUUGGGCCCUACACUCCUUCUAGGAUUUAUCCUGUUCCCACCCUAACCUCCACAAUCCUUCUUGAUAAUUCAGCCUUUAUAUUUUGUGAUUAUCAAAAUGAUGUUAUUGGAAUGUUUCAUACCACAAACGUUCUCAAUCAAUUCUUAGCGAGAUCUAAGAACCUUUUUAAUGCAGUUCACACAGCAAAACAAAAAAAGAAACUACAUUGUAUCUCUAUUGGCCUUUCCUUUCGACCAAAUUACCCUGAAGUAUCACCCAAUAAUCGAUACUUUGAAAAUUAUAAAAACUCGGGAAGGCUUGUAGAAGGAACCAAGGGAGCCGAAUUUAUUGAUGGACUACAACCAAGAGAGCAUGAUAUCGUAAUUCAAAGACGUCGUGUAGAUGCCUUUUAUAACACCGAUCUUCAAAUGAUCCUUGAGUCGCUUAAUAUUAAACACAUCAUUUUAGCUGGAAUAUCUACAGCAGACGUCAUACUUUCAACAAGUCUAUCAGCUGCUGAUAGAGAUUUAUGUGUGACUGUUGUUAGAGAAUGUUGUUUUGAAGGAAAUGACUUGGUACAGAAUGUUUUAAUGGAUGAAAUAUUCCCAAAACAAGGUGUUAUUGUGGCUCCAUUUCAAGACAUCAUAGACACCUUAAGAUCUGCUUAA